GCCAUGGCCGAAGUAGGACAGGUCCAGCAGCUGCAGCGCGGUUUCGGCUUCUGGACCAUGCUAGGUCUGACGGCCAGCAUGAGGUGCAUGUGGGAGGCCGUCUUCUUCGCCAACGCCACCGCCAUGCUGAACGGCGGGCCUGCAACGCUUGUCUACGGCUUCAUCUACGGCAUGCUAGGCGCUCUGGCUCCGGCGAGUAAUCUAGGCGAAAUGGCCGACAUGUACCCGACCAGUGCAGGCCAAUAUCACUGGUGCGCUAUGCUUGCUCCACCCCGCCAGAAAGCCUUUCUCUCCUGGUUCUGCGGCUGGAUCGCUACGAUAGGCUGGAUCGCCAAUACAGCGGUGGGCGCGUUUUCGCAGCAACUAUGAUUCAGGGCGUGCUCGUACAGAACGACCCUGCUUACAACUAUCAGUGAUGGCAUGGGACCUUGCUCAUGUUCGCUGUUAUACUUGUCGUCUGUUUCGUCAACUGUAUAGGGACGCGCCUGCUCGCACUGGUGGAGGGUGUUAUCAUGGUGUUGCGUCUAUUUGCCUUCCUCGCUAUCCUGAUACCAAUGGUGAGCAGAGCAAUGUGUACUGCUAUUCGUAGUCACGGCAGAGAUGUAUUCGCGACCCUCACCAAUAACGCAGGCUGGAUCAGUGACGGUUCAUCCUGGUUUAUCGGCUUCGCCCGUUCUGCGAACCUAGCGGUGAUCGGACACGACGGCCCUGCACACCUGGCGGAAGAAGUCCAGAAUGCGAGAACGGUGGUACCGUGGUGCAUGAUCAGCACCGUAAUCCUGAACGGGACGCUGGGCUGUGCUAUUGUGAUCGCGUUCUCAUUCUGCGUCGUUCCAACAAUCGAGGACACUUUGACGAGUCCAACCAGCUAUCACUUCAUGGAGGUCUUCUACGGUGCGAUGGGCUCGGCCGGGACGGCGGGAAUGACGGCUGUCUUGAUUGUCUUGAUGUGAUGCGCUACGUUUGGCUUCCUUACUAAGGCGUCGAGGCAGACGUGAGCCUUUGCUCGUGACCAUGGCCUGCCGUUCUCGACGUACUUCGCUCACGUCAAUGAACGUCUUGCACUUCCGCUUCGGUCAUUUGUACUUCGCAGCGUCAUUCCGUGCUUGCUGGGGCUGGUCAGCUUAGGCUCGACUGCUGCCUUCAAUGCCUUGGGUAUCCCUGACGGAAGCAGGCCUCUUCAUCUCCGACCUCAUUCCCAUCGUGCUCAUAAUACAAGAAGCUUCGCGGCGAAGAAAUACGGUACGGAUCUCUUAGCAUGGGCCG
Molecule: messenger RNA, 1266 nt
Organism: Baudoinia panamericana UAMH 10762
Lineage: Eukaryota; Fungi; Ascomycota; Dothideomycetes; Mycosphaerellales; Teratosphaeriaceae
Exons: 4
Coding region: 435-953 (172 amino acids)
Biological process (GO): transmembrane transport
Cellular component (GO): membrane
Molecular function (GO): transmembrane transporter activity
Source: RefSeq, a predicted model, not a curated record